AACCUCUAAACCUGUAUGAGCAAUAGUUACACCGCUAAUCAUCUUUAUCCCCUCUGUGUGUGUGUUUUCAGGUGUAAUAACCGGACGCAGUGUGCCGUCGUGGCCGGACCGGAUGCGUUUCCCGACCCCUGUCCCGGGACGUACAAAUACCUGGAAGUGCAGUAUGAGUGCGUCCCAUACAAGGUGGAACAGAAAGUUUUCUUGUGCCCAGGGCUCCUGCGCGGCGUUUAUCAGAGCGAGCAUCUGUUCGAGUCGGACCACCAGUCAGGAGCUUGGUGCAAAGACCCCCUCCAGGCCUCGGAUAAGAUCUAUUACAUGCCCUGGACGCCGUAUCGCACGGACACCCUCACCGAAUACUCCAGCAAAGAGGAUUUCAUCGCAGGACGACCCACCACGACCUACAAGCUCCCGCAUCGGGUGGACGGCACUGGGUUCGUCGUCUACGACGGAGCGCUGUUCUUCAACAAGGAGCGAACCAGGAAUAUCGUCAAGUUCGAUUUGCGCACUCGCAUCAAGAGCGGCGAGGCCAUCAUCGCUAGCGCAAACUACCACGACACUUCGCCGUAUCGCUGGGGAGGGAAGUCGGAUAUCGAUUUGGCGGUGGACGAGAACGGCCUUUGGGUGAUUUACGCCACAGAGCAAAACAAUGGACGGAUCGUGAUCAGCCAGCUCAACCCGUAUACGUUACGUGUGGAGGGAACUUGGGACACGGCCUACGACAAACGCUCCGCUUCCAACGCCUUCAUGAUCUGUGGGAUCCUGUACGUCAUCAAGACCGUCUACGAAGACGACGAUAGCGAAGCCACCGGGAAUAAAAUCGACUACAUCUACAACACGGAGCUGAGCAAAGACGGCUAUCUGGACAUCCCCUUCCCCAACUCAUACCAGUAUAUCGCUGCCGUGGAUUACAAUCCCAGAGACAAUCUGCUCUAUGUGUGGAAUAACUACCACGUGGUCAAGUAUACGCUGGAUUUCGGAGUCCUGGACAACAGGCUAGAAUCUUCCUCCUCGGGAAACGUUUUAAUGGAUACAACAAUGACACGCACCACGACUCGCCCCGUCACCAUCACCAUGACGACUGCCUCCGCCUCCACCACCACCACCAUGACAACCACCACCAGAUCUCCCGCCACGACGGCAGCAGCCCCGCGCAGCACCACGACAGACCGGCAGCCGGCGGCUCUUCCCGAGGUCACGGCGCGCUCCGAACCAUCCUCCGUCCUGCCCAACAUCGCUGUGGAGUUCUGCAGCCCCGUCACCGACUCCUCCAUCACCUGGCCCAAAACACGCCAGGGCCUCGUCGCCAAGCAGCCCUGCCCACCGGGAACCAUCGGUAAGUUUCAACAGUCCAGAGCAGCCAUGUAUGAGUCUGUGGAAGUGCAGCAGACGAGCGACACACAGCGGGCCAGAGUAACGUGUGGUUUUUUGUGGGCUGUGAUCUGCUGUUGUUCUUCUACAUGUGUGAACAUCAUCAACCAGAAGAUUCGAGCGGGUGAACCUGCUGCCAUAAUCUCCCGUGAGCUUUCUGAACAGACCAAGGGUCAUAUGCAUGCGGGUGACAUCACCUACACCGUCCGGGCCAUGGGUCACCUGAUCGACCUGCUGGACGUCCAGCUCAGGAAUCUCACCCCUGGAGGAAAGGACAGCGCUGCCCGGAGCCUCAACAAGCUGCAGAAAAGGGAGCGUUCGUGUCGAUAUUUUGUCCAGGCGAUGGUGGAGACGGUGAAUAACCUGCUGCAGCCGCAGGCGAGGACGGCGUGGAUGGAGCUCUCGAGCGGAGAUCAGCUGCGUGCCGCCACCAUGCUGCUGGACACCGUCGAGCAGGGCGCCUUCGUGCUCGCAGACAACCUGCUGAAGACCGACGUCGUGCAGGAAAACACCGAAAACAUCCAGCUGGAGGUGGCGAGGAUGAGCACAGACGGAAAUCUUCCCGAUCUGAAGUUUCCACAGACGGGAGGACAAGGGAACGCCAUCCACCUGUCCGCCAACACCCUCAAACAGCACGGCAGAAACGGGGAAAUCCGGAUGGCGUUCGUCCUGUACAAGCAUCUGGGUUCGUAUCUGUCCACUGAAAACGCCAGCAUGAAGUUCAGCAGCGAGACGUUAAACACAAACUACUCUGUCAUCGUCAACUCUCCCAUUAUAACGGCAGCCAUCAACAAAGACAGUAACAAAGUCUACCUGUCCGACCCCGUCAUAUUCACCGUGCGCCAUAUUCAGCAGUCUGAGGAGAAUUUCAACCCCAACUGUUCAUUCUGGAGCUACUCGAAGCGCAGUAUGACGGGCUUCGGUCGCGCGCAGGACUGCCGGCUGCUGGGAACCAACCGAACACACACCACCUGCUCCUGCACACACCUCACCAACUUCGCUGUGCUCAUGGCUCACGUGGACGUGGAGACAGUAGAGCCGGUUCAUGGUCUGCUGCUGGACAUCAUCACGUGGGUGGGGAUCCUGCUGUCUCUGGUCUGUCUGCUCGUCUGCAUCUUCACCUUCUGCUUCUUCCGCGGCCUGCAGAGCGACAGGAACACCAUCCACAAGAACCUGUGCAUCUCGCUCUUCAUCGCUGAAACACUCUUCCUCACUGGCAUCAACCGCGUGGACCAGCCCAUCGCCUGCGCCGUCUUUGCGGCUCUGCUGCAUUUCUUCUUCCUGUCUGCGUUCACGUGGAUGUUUCUGGAAGGCGUUCAGCUCUACAUCAUGCUGGUUGAGGUGUUCGAGAGCGAGCAUUCACGCAGGAGGUAUUUCUACCUGGCCGGAUACGGCAUUCCUGCGCUCAUCGUGGCCGUUUCUGCCGCAGUGGAUUACCGCAGUUAUGGGACGGACAGAGUGUGCUGGUUGCGAUUGGACACUUAUUUCAUCUGGAGUUUUAUAGGCCCCGCCACACUCAUCAUCAUGCUGAAUGUGAUCUUCCUGGGAAUCGCUCUCUACAAGAUGUUCCACCACACCGCCAUCUUGAAGCCAGAUUCUGGUUGCCUUGACAACAUCAAAUCGUGGGUAAUCGGAGCCAUCGCUCUGCUCUGUCUGCUGGGCCUGACCUGGGCGUUUGGCCUGAUGUACGUUAACGAGAGCACGGUGAUCAUGGCGUACCUCUUCACCAUCUUUAACUCGCUGCAGGGCAUGUUCAUCUUCAUAUUUCACUGCGUCCUGCAGAAGAAGGUGCGUAAAGAGUACGGGAAGUGUCUGCGGACUCACUGCUACAGCGGGAAGAGCGUGGAGUCGUCUAUGGGUUCGGUGAAGAGCUCGUCGUCGCGCGGCCCGGGACGAUACUCCUCCGCGUCGCAGGUUCAUCACCCGCCUUGUAUGACAAACUCGUCACAGUUACAGUAUGAGCAAAGCCGAAUCCGCCGCAUGUGGAACGACACGGUGAGGAAGCAGUCUGAGUCUUCAUUCAUGGCUGGAGACAUUAACAGUUCAGCCACACUCAACAGAGGUGCCAUGGCCAAUCACCUCAUCCCAAACUCUCUGCUGCGCGCUCACGCCUCUAACAACCCCUAUAACACCUUACUGGGCGAAUCAGCCAUCUAUAACAACCCCACCCUCAGCAUGUACAACGCUCAAGAGCCCUACAGAGAGACAAAGGGAAUCCUGAACAAUGCUCGGGAUACAAGUGCCAUGGAUACUCUACCACUGAAUGGUAACCAUGGCAACAGCUACAGCUUGGCCAGCGCCGAUUACAUGAGCGACUGCGUGCAAAUCAUCGACCGCACGUACAACGUACACAAAGAGACCACGCUGGAGAAACGGAUCCUGAAAGAGCUCACCUCCAACUACCUGCCCACCUACCUGAACAACCACGGCCACACGGCCGAGCACGGACGCAACCUCAUGAACAAGUUAGUUAACGAAGUCAGCAACGGAGGCGGGGUCAAAGACUCGCCCAUGCUGCCCGUCAAUCUGGCGUUGGGUUUGGACGACUCUGCGUCUUUCCCACACGAGGACAGUCUAGGGCUGGAGCUGAUCAGGGAAGAGUCCAAUGCACCCUUGCUUCCGCCGCCACGCCACAUCCAGCCUCUUCCCUCCACCUUCAGCUCAGCCUCUUCAUUGAGGCGGCGCCUUCCGCAAGAAAACAGCGAGAGUUUCUUCCCUCUGCUGACAGAGGAGCAAACGGAAGAGACUCCAUCGCCACAGAGAGACUCGCUCUACACCAGCAUGCCAACGCUGCCCAACCCUGAACGCUCCGACAUGCAUUCGCUGCCCCACGGCGGUGACACACACACACUCCCCAGAAGUGGGGAGCCAGAUGACGUUUACUAUAAGAGCAUGCCCAACUUGGGCUCGCGUAACCAUCUGCACCAGCUGCAUAGCUACUACCAACUAGGCCGCGGCAGCAGCGACGGCUUUAUCGUUCCCCCCAAAGAUGAGCUUUCGCCCGAAGAAAGGCCGCAAGAAACCGCACACAUGGUAACCAGCCUAUAGAUGGUGCUGAACGCCCUUGCAUUCACACCCAUAACCCCUCGCCCAAUGACAUCUCGACCUCCGCUGGCUCUUCUACGUUUCCGUACCGUUCCGUUGUCCGCAGUUGUUCACUUUUGCUUUUCCGUGUCCGCAGAGAAAUGAACUACAGCAACAAACCUUGGGAGGCGAUUUUGUAUUCUGUUCAGGAGAGGAUUAUGGGUACUCUUGCUUGUUGAGGAAUGAAACCUGACGUCUUUUGGAUCCUAUUGGCAGUGGACUUAUACUUCAAGAAAGAAUGGACCCGAAAACUGAUUUGCUGUAUAACCUUGCGGGGCAGUGUGAGAUUUUGUGGGUUUUUUACUCUCUGCAACCCUGAAGGAAUACAAAUAACUGCCAGAAACAUUGUUAGUAGCUCAGCGCGUCUAGUCAUCACCAAUCAAGUCUGUAACUCGAAAACUAUUUUAAUAUCUUCUGUAUCCAUAUUUGCUUUUUAAAUAUUUUUCUUCUUCUCAUGUGGUGAAAAGCAGCACAUUUUUGCGACGAAGAAGAACAUCUUCACCACACUCUCUUGGGUGUCAUUUCUGUUCUUUGCUGUAUUAAUAACAAAUAUUGAGAAGCGGGGGAGGAACUAAUACUCGAGAAUUCUACAAUGUUUCUAUGUAAAUGUACAGACACUAGUGUUACACAGGAUAGUGCUUAUUCUGUUCCUACGCCCUCCGCUUCCGUAACCAUGGUGAUUUCAGAUCAUUUCCUUUCUCUCCCGAUGGUCUCAUCCUCAACGACAGGUUUUGAUCCCUUGCUCUUUUUUAUUAUAUAUUUUACAUUCACGUCUUCAUUUCAGUAUGAAUAAUGGCAAGUAGAACAAAACAAAUGAAUGGACAGACAAAGAAUUCAUAUUUUUCCUCAUUCUCUUUGAUUUAUAGACUCCCGUUUGUAGAUGAAUGAAGAAAGGAAACAUAAUGUUGAAAAUAUGUUGCCAUUUUGGAGUAGAAAUAUGAAAAGUAUUGCGCUAUAUGAUCAAUGGAGGUUGUUUUCAUUCAUACCUUCUAUUUGCUUUCAUUUUUUUUUUUUUUUUUUUUGUUGGUAUGGUGGAGAAUACAUUAUUUAUUUCACUAAAAAAAGUACAACUUAUUCUGCAAAAUGUCUUGGGGUAAAAUUAAUGCAGCACAUAUUAUAAUUUUUAUCAUUACAAAUAUGAUUUUAUUUAUUCUUUUAUGCGUUUAUUUUGUAUUUUCUUUCUCCUGUGGUUGAAUGACCUCUCACUAAUAUUUGUUGUAACAGUGAAACUUGUUUGCCAACAAAUAAAUGACUGACGGAGUGAAGCCGAGA
Molecule: messenger RNA, 5724 nt
Organism: Cyprinus carpio (common carp)
Lineage: Eukaryota; Metazoa; Chordata; Actinopteri; Cypriniformes; Cyprinidae
Product: adhesion G protein-coupled receptor L3-like
Exons: 23
Coding region: 16-4416 (1466 amino acids)
Biological process (GO): synapse assembly; adenylate cyclase-activating G protein-coupled receptor signaling pathway; brain development
Cellular component (GO): axon; membrane; glutamatergic synapse
Molecular function (GO): carbohydrate binding; G protein-coupled receptor activity
Source: RefSeq, a predicted model, not a curated record